Sciurus carolinensis (gray squirrel) is the source of this 942-nucleotide messenger RNA. Its product is annotated as olfactory receptor 9I1-like. Gene Ontology annotation, cellular component: membrane. Lineage: Eukaryota; Metazoa; Chordata; Mammalia; Rodentia; Sciuridae. Gene Ontology annotation, biological process: sensory perception of smell; G protein-coupled receptor signaling pathway. The record is from RefSeq and is a predicted model, not a curated record. Gene Ontology annotation, molecular function: odorant binding; G protein-coupled receptor activity; olfactory receptor activity. The transcript has a single exon. Bases 1 to 942 code for a protein of 313 amino acids.
AUGGCAGAGAACAGCACCAGCGUGAUGGAAUUUAUUUUGAUUGGGUUCCAGCUUCAUGCAGGGCUGCAGCUAUGUCUGUUCUUUGUGUUUCUGGCCUUUUAUCUCAUCACCGUGGGGGGCAACCUGGGCAUGAUCCUGCUAAUUCAGAAUGACCCUCAGUUGCGGACUCCCAUGUACUUCUUCCUCAGCCACCUUUCCUUCCUGGACAUCUGCUACUCGUCUGUUAUUGUCCCGCAGUUGCUUGAGACCUUGAGGACGGAUAAGAUGGUCAUCACCUAUGAGCGCUGUGCCACGCAGUUCUUCUUUUUUACACUCUAUGCUAGCACCGAAUGUUUCCUUUUGGCUGUGAUGGCCUAUGACCGCUACGUGGCUGUGUGUAACCCGCUCCUCUAUGCCAUCGCCAUGACUCCGCAGACCCGCCUGGGGCUGGUGGCUGCCGCGUAUGCUGGCGCCAUGGUGAAUUCUGUGGUCCGCACUGGGUGUACCUUCUCCAUCUCCUUCUGUAAGUCCAAUCAGGUGGACUUCUUCUUUUGUGACCUUCCACCGCUGCUGAAGCUGGCCUGUAGUGAGACCAGGCCCCGGGAGCAGGUCAUCUUCCUCUUAGCAUUCCUGGUCAUCACAACCAGCAUUUCAGUGAUUCUUAUAUCCUACGCGUUCAUCAUAUGGGCCAUUCUGAAGAUUCGGACGGCGGGAGGUAAAGCCAAGACCUUCUCCACCUGUACCUCUCACAUGACAGCGGUGGCUAUUUUCUUUGGGACACUGAUAUUCAUGUACCUGAAAGGUAACAUGGGCAAAUCCCUCUGGGAAGACAAGAUUGUGUCAGUGUUUUACACUGUGGUCAUUCCCAUGCUAAACCCCAUGAUCUAUAGCCUGAGAAACAAGGAAGUGAAGGAAGCUCUGAAGAAAGUCCUCAAAAGAGUGAGGGUUUCCCAAGCAGAGUAA